CCAAAAAAUUGCUUUGGGCGUAACAUUCAUGAAUACUGGAUUCUAUAUAAGCGGAUGAUUGCCUUGUCAUUAUCAUUGUCCAGUUGUGUUUCCAACUGUCUACUCCACCCUAUCUAUCGCUCCCAAAAAUGAAGAUUGCUGUAAUUUUGAUCGCUUUAAUCGCUGUCGUAAUGGGAACUCCGCCGUACCAACCUUACAACGGCUAUCCGAGUUACAAUUACGACGAGGAGUACUAUGCACCAGCAUACCCGGCUUACAACUACGGAUACCACGUGAAAGAUCCCUACACCUAUAGCGACUUUGGCCACGAAGAAACCAGGAAAGGAGACAACACCAAGGGUCAAUAUCAAGUUCUUCUUCCUGACGGUCGACGACAGAUAGUGACUUAUUACGUAAAUGGAAAAUCUGGUUAUGUUGCUGAUGUUAAAUAUGUUGGUGAAGCCAAGUAUCCCACCAACCCAAGUCCAUACAGACAAUAUUAAUUUAUCCAAUAUAUUCAAUGUUUAUAACUGAUAGCUAAAAAUGAAAUAUAGUUUGAGCAAUUA
Daphnia pulicaria is the source of this 545-nucleotide messenger RNA. RefSeq names its product cuticle protein 8-like. Lineage: Eukaryota; Metazoa; Arthropoda; Branchiopoda; Diplostraca; Daphniidae. The record is from RefSeq and is a predicted model, not a curated record. Gene Ontology annotation, cellular component: extracellular matrix. Bases 129 to 482 code for a protein of 117 amino acids. The transcript has 4 exons.